Messenger RNA from Didymodactylos carnosus, 862 nucleotides. Lineage: Eukaryota; Metazoa; Rotifera; Eurotatoria; Philodinida; Philodinidae. The record is from the annotation of a GenBank genome assembly.
AUGAGAGUUAUAAAUCGUAUUACGGAUUCAAAUGAAAAGAAAAUUGCGUGUGAAACAUUAUUAGAUUGCGUUGUUAAACUGUUACGUCAAUCGAUUGAUGACAAUAAUCAUUAUUUCAAAAAAUUAAAGCAACAACCAGAAUUAUUAGCGAAUUUCACAUCGGGUUUGUAUUGGGAUUUCGUUCCUCUGAUAUUGAAAAACUUCAUUGGUCUUGUAACAGUUAACGAACGAAAAUUUGAUGAAAUGAAGCGCGAUUAUAUCUUUUAUGAUGCAUUAGAUAAAGAUUUAUUUAAGUCAUCUAAAAAAUGGCUGAAAAUUUCAUCUGUUUCGUACGACCUCAUUAAUUGCAAAAACAACAAUAACCCUUCACCCAAACAUUAUCUGCUCGGAAAUGAACUUAACAAACAUAAACGGUCAUUUCAAUUGAUGACUCUCAUGAAUAGAUUUGGGCAUUCGUGUUCUUAGCAAACGAUAACAAGACUGCACAAACAAUCAGCUGCGCAAGUAUCAUCAUCAUCCUGCUUACCUAAAACAGUGCAACAUCAUCUGGGUUUCGGAAUUAAAGUAGCGGACAACUUUGAUCUUAACAAAGAAACAAUUCAUGGGAAAAAUAGCAUCCAUAUUAUGAAUCAAAUAAUUAUACAAACUGCAGAAAAUGAUGAAGUUGUUUGUAGUGUUCGUGAGUGUUUGGAUGAAUUAAGCAACACAGCUUCAGACAGGCUAGAACUGUCUGUGAUAUCUGAUGCGUCUAUGACGACGAGUGGUGCUUUAAUCAAUUCGGCAAUGGCAACGACAACAAAUUCACUAAUAAUGAAUAACUAUCUUUCAUACGAACCAUUUGUUGACGAGUCAUUCAAACUCG